AUGGACGAGCGGUAUUUGGAAACAAUCCCAGAGGUUGAGUCGUUGUACAGUCGGCGCAGUAGUGUUGCGACCAAUCUUCCCGAACUGCCAUUUCGCGCUGUUCCUCCCAUGACGGAAGAGGAGUACGCCUAUUCCAACUCCAACGAGAUUGUCUCUCCUACGAUCAACACCACCUUCUAUUCUCAACAGCAUCCUUCUUCGAUCCCUUCACAUACACGAUCUGAAUCCGGUCAGCAAUCCAAUGUCUCGCCGAUCAGUACGCAAGAAUCAUUCCAUGCCAACGGCUCAGAUGCGUCUCUAGUGUCUCCAAUCGAAGCGUCCUUCCCAACCCCUACUCAACAGAUGCACUCGGAGAAGUCGACAUCCCGGAGUCAGAUCCCGCGGAAACUCCCCGUCCCAGAGACGCAAAAGUCUCCAGACGAUACUAGUAUACCGAAGAAAUGGUCACUACGCGAGAGGACCGAUGGAGAGACACGGUGGGAUGAAUAUUCGGGAGAGCCAAAUCAGGCGGGGAAGCCUCCAUCCGUCAGGCCAGGCGCGCAACCCCCCCUGGAACAUCAGUAUCCUCAACUCAAGGAACGAACGCGGCAGAUCUUGGCAGGGCUCAGAGAGCGCGAGGCCGUCAAGAAAGCCACAUGGGGAACACCCGUUUCUGAACCGGACGAAUCUGAUCCUCUGGACAAUCCGGUACAGCGUCCGCCUUGGAAAGGCGCAAGUGGGCGACACGCCAUUGUCGAACCGGUCAAAAACACUCCGUCGGCUCGAAUACGGCCGUUGGCCCUACAACGGCGCCGCCAGAAGAAGGGUGGUGAAACAGCAGAAUCAGAGACAGGAAGAAGUGUAACCCCUGAACAAGCCGAACACACUCCAAGGUCUCCUAUCGACGCUGUCUCUGUCGCCGCUUCAAAACUCUCGACCAUCAAGCCAAGUGUAUCUGAAGAAAGCAUCAAGCCUGUCGUCCCGCUCAAGUUGCGAAAUACACCCCGCGUCCUAUCUCCGACGCAAAACACCCUGUCACUCGACAGUCCAUUCCAGAGUCCGAGCCAAGUUUGGGGAGUGCGUGAGAUAUCUGCAAGUCCUGCUCCCAGCACCAGCACCGUCCAAGAAAACGGAGCCGAUAGCCCUACCCUUGGCACGACACCGGGGAACGUCGCUGCAGAUAUGGGAAGCCGUGGCAGCGCAGAGUCUGUCGAAACCACGAUAACACAGCACCAACAACCCACAAUCCAGCGUGAACAAGACACCACAUCCAGCUGGAACACCUACACAACCACAACCACCACCGACACGAACAAUAUCAUACCCUCCAGUCCAACCCCACACGCCCAGCUCACAAGCAGUCCCGACUCGAUCUCAUCCAAGUCUUGGAGCACAACAAACGCACCAGUAUCCGUACCCGACCCGAUCGUGCUCCGCAAACGAGUGGCCGCGAACAAUAGCGGCCGCCACAAAAGCCACAUCAACCACAGCUACUACGCCAGCACCAACAGCAGCACCAACAGCAUCUCGCCCUUCUCCACCACGACCAGUCGAAGAUCCAGCGGCGCCACGAUCCUCCGCAAAGCGAUUGGCAAAAACGAUCUAGAACCAGACAAAAACGACAAUAGCAGUACUAGUCCACAUCCACCAGUCCACGACAAACCACGCGCCGUGAGUCUCAUGUCGGGUCUCUCCUCCGGCACCGGCACCGGCACCGGCAAAUCUCUACCCCCAACCCCAAGUGAACUAGAAGCCGCAGACAAGGCGGCGAGUCUCCAAGCGCGCCUGGAUGACCUGUCGCGCCGGAAACGGAAUCUGAACAAGAUCAUCGCCGAGCUGCGCGACUCGUUGAAGAGAAACGCCAUCGUCUACGACGCCCGCAAACGCAAGGAGGUCGACAAGAUGAUCAUCAACCUCAACCUGGAGUUGCAGGACAUCACCAAUGAGGAACAUGAAACCGCGCUGAGGCUGCAUCGCGUGCGCAAACGGAGGGAUAAAGACGAUUUCUAUGAAGAGCCGACUGGUCUGUGGAUCAAGCGGGUUACAACUUAG
This is a messenger RNA of Capronia coronata CBS 617.96, 2031 nucleotides long. RefSeq lists its product as uncharacterized. The record is from RefSeq and is a predicted model, not a curated record. The transcript has 2 exons. Bases 1 to 2031 code for a protein of 676 amino acids. NCBI's taxonomy places the organism in Eukaryota, Fungi, Ascomycota, Eurotiomycetes, Chaetothyriales, Herpotrichiellaceae.